Messenger RNA from Aspergillus tanneri, 444 nucleotides. It is a transcript of the gene UBC4, whose product is annotated as putative ubiquitin conjugating enzyme (UbcD). Gene Ontology annotation, molecular function: ubiquitin conjugating enzyme activity. Gene Ontology annotation, biological process: protein polyubiquitination; ubiquitin-dependent protein catabolic process. Gene Ontology annotation, cellular component: nucleus. The transcript is spliced from 5 exons. The record is from RefSeq and is a predicted model, not a curated record. Bases 1 to 444 code for a protein of 147 amino acids. Lineage: Eukaryota; Fungi; Ascomycota; Eurotiomycetes; Eurotiales; Aspergillaceae.
AUGGCUCUCAAGAGAAUCAACAAGGAACUCGCUGAUCUGGGCCGUGAUCCCCCCUCCUCCUGCUCUGCUGGUCCCCAAGGAGAGGAUUUGUUUCACUGGCAAGCUACGAUAAUGGGUCCUGGUGACUCGCCAUACUCGGGUGGUGUUUUCUUCCUAACGAUUCACUUCCCUACCGACUACCCAUUCAAGCCGCCAAAGGUCAACUUCACGACCCGUAUCUAUCACCCCAACAUCAACUCGAAUGGCAGCAUCUGUCUUGACAUCCUCAGAGACCAAUGGAGCCCUGCUCUCACAAUCUCUAAAGUGCUGCUGUCCAUCUGCUCGAUGCUCACAGACCCCAACCCGGACGACCCGCUGGUGCCCGAGAUCGCGCACGUUUACAAGACCGACCGUCCUCGGUAUGAAGCGACCGCUCGCGAAUGGACCCGCAAAUAUGCUGUUUGA